This is a messenger RNA of Labeo rohita (rohu), 2651 nucleotides long. It is a transcript of the gene nudt9, whose product is annotated as nudix (nucleoside diphosphate linked moiety X)-type motif 9. NCBI's taxonomy places the organism in Eukaryota, Metazoa, Chordata, Actinopteri, Cypriniformes, Cyprinidae. Gene Ontology annotation, molecular function: ADP-ribose diphosphatase activity. The coding region runs from base 61 to 1056 and encodes 331 amino acids. The record is from RefSeq and is a predicted model, not a curated record. The transcript is spliced from 8 exons.
GCUGGGCUGAUCUCUCACUUCCUGGUUACUGCAGCUCUGGGUUUCAUAUACAGAUUUGGAAUGAAAGCAGUUUCCCGUAACUGGGUUGCAUCGGUACAUAUAGCGCUUAGUCUUAUAGGGCUUCCGUACGCUGCUGGCACAAGUGGAGUCUGCAGGAAGAACGCCAUUAGUCCCAUUAUUCCCAGCCUCUGUUCAUCAACAUCUGUCUGCAUGUCUCCUGCCACGCAUAUUAAGGCUCGUUGUCCAGUAUAUCCCGGCUCGGACACACGCCGAUUCCCUGUCCCAGAUGACAAAGUAGACUGGGACACAGACUGGCCCCAAUACAGCCCUGUUAACUAUACCGCCCCCACUGUGCUGAAAAAGCCUGUUUGGGCUGAUCCAGAGAUUGGUGCAUUUUCACCACAGUUCAAUGCUUUGGAUGGAUCUGUGGACAGGAAAAGCCACGAGGGCCCGUAUCGUAUCCAGAACGGCAAACCGCUAAAUCUGCAUGGAAGAACUGGGCUAGAGGGCCGAGGAUUAUUGGGAAGAUGGGGUCCAAACCACGCUGCUGAUCCGAUAGUUACCAGGUGGAAAAGGGAUUCUACAGGACAGCGUGUCCACCACACUAAAUCUCAACUACCUGUGCUGCAAUUUGUGUCCAUCAAGAGGUUGGACUGUGGCGAAUGGGCCAUCCCAGGGGGAAUGGUGGACCCUGGAGAGCGCAUUUCUCAAACGCUGCAGCGCGAGUUCUCAGAAGAGGCGUUGAACUCUCUGAAAGCAUCUCCAAGUGAGAGGGAAGAGAUCCAAAAGCGAAUCUCUGAGCUUUUCAACUCAGCAGGUCUUCAGAUGUAUAAAGGUUAUGUAGAUGAUCCAAGAAACACAGAUAAUGCUUGGAUGGAGACAGUUGCAGUCAAUUUCCAUGAUGAAUCAGGUAAUAGUGUGAGUGAGCUUCCAUUGCAAGCAGGUGACGAUGCAGGUCAAGUGAGCUGGAUUGACAUUGACUCCUCCCUGGCUCUUUAUGCUAAUCACUUGCAUUUCCUAGAGACAGUUGCUAAGGAAAGAAAAGCACACUGGUAACAGAAAAUAAUGUGAAGUGCCUUUCUGCUUUCACAUAAAUGAAGGAAGUCUUUUUAUGUGUCCAAUUUGAAUGACGCAUAUAAAGAUUUGUAGCUAGCACAUAAUUCAGAUGGAAACUAGGAAAAUCAAUUCUGGUGCUUGCACAUAUUAAUAUGAAGUGUGUACCGUUUGCCAAAGCACUGCCAACAACUGCAUUCCAAUAAACUAAAAGUUAACCUCAAUUAUUACACUUUGUAAAAAUCCAGUAAAGCAUGGUUACUCAAAAUGGAGGCAUACGGAUUAUUUAAACUUUUCGAAAUGAACACUAAUGCUUGAUUAAGAAUUUGGUUAACUUGUGUAUGAAUCUUACUGUAAUAACCAAAAGAAGAAAAAAACAUCUUAUACACCUAUUCUCUGUGUGUGUUUUACCUUUUAGUCUGUUGUGCUAUUUUUAUUUAUAUAAAAAAAAAUGAAAAUUAUUUGGGGGGGAAAGUACUUGAUACUUUGAUACCAUUGUGGUUUGAUGUCUUUUAUUUUGACAUACUCAAAAGCAACUAGAGCAAAAAUAUAAAAAAAAAUGUCAGUAUGUUUAGUAGGGUGGGAAUCUUCAGGCACUUUACGAUCCGAUCCGAUUCAGAGAGUCACGAUCUGAUUCCAAAACAAUUCUUGAUCUAUGUUUUCCCCCAAUUAAUUCUUCUGCUGUGCAAAUACAUCUUUACAACCUUACAUUUUAACCAAAAUUGCCAUUUCUUUGCUCUUUGUUUAUAGUUGGAAUCUCUGUAUGUCAGUACUGCCAUCUUAAAAGUAGGGGUGUGAAUCUUCACUGGUUUCAUGAUUCAGUUUAAUUACAAUUUUCAUAAUCAACUCAAUAUCACUAUGCGUCACAUGGCUACAUUUUCAUAUAAAUUUUAUAUCAAAUUUAUUUUGUGCAAAACUUACUUUUUAUUAUAAAAUAAGCAGGCUACUUUUUAAAACAGUCACUUAUUUAAAAUAAGUGUUCUUUAAGUAUCCAAAAAAUGUAUAGACAAUAGUAAAUAAUGUUUUUUCUUUUUUCCUCAGCAUUAUUGCCGUUCGAUUACUGAUGAGAUCAUAGACAGUCGCAGCUUUAACAGACUGUAUUCACACUAAUGCACAGAUCUAUACGUGCCAUCAGAGUCGUUGAAGAGAGAAAUGCGAUCCAUCGGAAAAUCGAUUUUUUUUCUCCCACCCCUAAUGUUUAGUAUGCUUGGUCUGAACAUCAUGGACACUGUGAAUUUUCUGAAAGCCUGUUUCUUUUAAACUCAAUGAAAUCUCGAGGUUCCGUUAAUAAAUUCUUAAUUAAAAAAUGGAAAUUAUAGUGAAACACUUGAAUCAAAUAAGUACUUGCAUUGGUGUUGCUACAGAUUUGAUCAUGUCACCAUUAAAGCUAAAGGGUGACACACAGGGAAAAAAAUUUCUUGUUGAUUUCAACCUUGCAAAAAUUGCCAAGUAUGUGCUCUCACAUUCGGGGACAGAGCUGUUGAUGAGAUAGAAAGUUCUGUCUCCAAGAUUUUCAUCAUGUCUUCAGUUUUGGUGACAAAAAUGGUUCUUCUAUGGCAUCCAUGUGAAGAACCUUUUAAAGCACCUUUAUUUUUAAG